Molecule: messenger RNA, 2249 nt
Organism: Elgaria multicarinata webbii
Lineage: Eukaryota; Metazoa; Chordata; Lepidosauria; Squamata; Anguidae
Gene: VKORC1
Product: vitamin K epoxide reductase complex subunit 1
Exons: 3
Coding region: 108-617 (169 amino acids)
Biological process (GO): vitamin K metabolic process; blood coagulation; peptidyl-glutamic acid carboxylation
Molecular function (GO): vitamin-K-epoxide reductase (warfarin-sensitive) activity
Source: RefSeq, a predicted model, not a curated record
GGCGUGCAAUGAGGGACGGACUAGUGUCCCCUGCCGGGUUGGAAGAGGCGAAGUUCUAGCGCCGGGGCGAAAGCUGAACGGAGUUUGCCAGAGUGGCUUGCGGCGGAAUGGCUGUGCCCGGCUGGGAGCGCACGGACCGGCUGCUGCUGUGCGCCGUGGGGCUGGCGCUGUCUGUUUACGCCUUCCACGUGGAGACGUCGAAGGAGCGCGACGACACCUAUCAGGCCAUGUGCGAUAUCAGCGCCGCGAUCAGCUGCUCCCGAGUCUUCACGUCCAGGUGGGGUCGUGGUUUUGGCUUGGUGGCAGGCCUCUUGGGACCUCAUAGCGUGUUCAACCAGCCUAAUAGCGUCUUUGGGCUCGCUUUCUACAUUCUGCAAGUCCUUCUGGGCUUCUCCAGUAGUGGUCUGGCUGCCAUUACUCUCUUGGGUUCUUCCUUCAUCUCCAUCGCCGGCUCGCUCUACCUGGCCUACAUCCUCUUCUUUGUGCUCCACGACUUCUGCGUGAUUUGCGUCAGCACCUACGCACUCAACUUUGCUCUCCUCUUUCUCAACUACAAGCGUCUCAGCUACCUCAACCAGGAUUGGCAACGCCACGCGGCCAAAGCCAAGAAGCAGUGAAAGUGACAGAACCUCGUCUUCGAUAAUCCUGAAAGGGGAAAACUUCACAAGGGUGUCAGCCUUUGCUAGUGUUUGUGUAAGCAUGGCCUUUUUGCAUAACACUAGACUGCUCAUCCAGUUUGGAAACCAUUCCUACCCCUUCACCCCUUGCCUUGGAUCAGCGAAGUCUAAUUACUCAGCAUUCCUUUUGGACUCCAGUCAAUUUAGCAGCCUGGUCUCCGUUUUGGAACUAAACUCGACACCAACUUUGUUGUGUUGACUUAGAGAUGUAAAUCAAGCUCUUCUGUUUUUUAAGACUACAAAGCUUAUUUUAAUAGCUUUUUUCAUAGCUCUUUUUUUAAAAAAAUGUUUUGAUACAAAUCAGAUAUAGCUCUUCCUGAUGACAUUUUUUAAGGUUGACAGUGUUGAAUUGAGGGCCGUUACAACCAUUUCAGUUAGGCAACCUGUACAGUUUCAGGCAGAAUCUGCUUGUGUUGGGGUUGGCAUAGUUUUCCUAAAGCACUAUAAAAGUAGAAAUAUUGAGGAAAGGGUGCUUUCUCUUCCAACACUAAAUCAGCAAUCCUCUACACAAUUACCUGGGAGUAAGUCCCAUUGAAUUAAAUGGAAUUUGCUUCUGAGUAGGCAUACAUAGAAUUGCAUUGUACGCAUGACAGCUAAGCUACAGUUUGGCUUGGUUAACAUUCAGGCUGAUCUUCAGACCUGAUGCAUGGUUUACUUUUUUCAUCAUUAAUAAUAGUUGCCUUGUCCUUAACCCAGGACUGGCCCUAUCAUUAGGAAGACUGAUUGAGCAGGGGGUUGGACUCGAUGGCCUUGUAGGUCCGUUCCAACUCUGCUGUUCUAUGAUUCUAUGAUCAUUAAAAAUGUAGCAAAUUAUAAGUCAUUUUUAUUAUGAUGCUACUACCUUUAUGCAUCAAUUAAAAAUAACACAGUCCUGGGUUUACAAACCAAUUUAAUUUUACAUUCUAUUUACCACAAUGGCAGGGUGAAAGGUUUGGGAUUUUCUGCCUCAGGCAUCAAAUAUGUCUUGAGCCCUCUCUAUCCCUAGCUAUUAAUAUCCAUUUCAGAGAAACUUAAGAAAUAAGAACAUUGGAAGCUUCCGUAUGCUAAACCAGAUCAUUGGACCAUUUUGCCCAGUAUUGUUGACACUGACUGGCAGCGACUCUUUGGAAUUUCAUGAAGGAGUUUUUCAGACCUAACUGGAGACACAGGGAUUCGAACCUGGGGCCUUCUGCAUGCAAAGCAGGUGCUCCACCAAUGAGCUACAUCCCCUUCCUGCGUGAAGCAGAUCAGAGAGCUACUUUGUACAGUAUCAUUAUAUGUGCAGGAAGAAAGCAAACACCAGCCUUCCACAACCUGGCGCUAUGCUGGUUUGGGGAUGCUAGGAAUUGUAGUCCAACAGCUCUGGAGGGCACCAUGUUGGUGAAGGCUGGUAUCCACCAUAACAUUGCAAGUGAAGGACAAGCAGCAACUGUGAUACCUUCUGCUUUCUAGGUGGAAUGAUGUGUGCUAUUUCUGGACGUGUGCUCCCAAUCAACAACAGGGAACACGUCGUACUCACCAGUGCAGUAGGUCCAAAAAUGAAAGCAAAUUCUAUUUUAUGUAAAAGAAAAUAAAGGCAUUAAAAGCAGGAAA